Messenger RNA from Penicillium argentinense, 402 nucleotides. RefSeq lists its product as uncharacterized. The transcript has 2 exons. The record is from RefSeq and is a predicted model, not a curated record. The annotation marks the transcript as partial. Lineage: Eukaryota; Fungi; Ascomycota; Eurotiomycetes; Eurotiales; Aspergillaceae.
GUCAAGCACCAACAGCAAUUUACGAGUAAGGAGGACCUGAUAAACGCACUGAAUCGCCAACACGGAGAGCUAUUUGAAGACGAAACCCGCGAACAAUAUCUCCUUUUUACCUCCGUCCCACUGCCGCAAGCCUCUGCCUUGAGCCAUGAACAAAGUCGAGUGAGCAAGUUUUGCAGACUCUCUUUCGAUGUUGCAACAGGGACUUUAGUGGCCAAAGUGAUGCCAAGUUGCGUGUAUGAGAUCCCAUAUGGGACCAUGACUGUCACUUUCGGUAAUUGGAGAAAAGAAGCCGAUUCCUGUUUUAGUCCAACACUUCAAGCUCCAAAUCCGCCUUUGACCUUUGUUGUUGAGACGGGCCUAACAGAGUCAGCGGGACACCUGAGGCUCGACGCACGAGGAUGA